Molecule: messenger RNA, 1594 nt
Organism: Daldinia caldariorum
Lineage: Eukaryota; Fungi; Ascomycota; Sordariomycetes; Xylariales; Hypoxylaceae
Product: Frag1/DRAM/Sfk1 family-domain-containing protein
Exons: 3
Coding region: 260-1129 (289 amino acids)
Cellular component (GO): plasma membrane
Source: RefSeq, a predicted model, not a curated record
UCUCUCUCUCUUCCGUUCGUCCCAAUUCAUUGUUCCCGUGAUCCUUUUAUUGUUAAUCCGGGCUGUGCAUUCAUUCUAUUGUAUUGCAUUGCAUCUUUCUCUUACCCAGCAUCUUAUUUUCGCUCGUUUCAUUUACUAUUAUAAGGCUUAAACAAACCUUCUUCCCCCCCUAUACCUACCUAUACGUAAUUUCUAGAAGAUAUUAAAGUAAACUUUAAUUAGAAUAUUACCCAAAUCUUUCAGGGGAAGAUAACCCAAGAUGCGGUUCCUGUCGUAUUGGGUGUUUCCCAUCAUAUCCGGCCUCAUGUGGCUGGCGACGUUAUUAGGCCUUCUUCUAUACUGGAUCAUAGACGCCCACCGAGUUCACUAUGCGUCCAUGGACGACGACCAGACCAUUGCCUACAUAUCGGACGUCGGCGCUUCCAAGCUGAAGCCCUUGUUCGUCACGGGAUGCAUCAUCACCACCAUAUUCCUUGAUCUGUCCUUCGGGGCUGACCGCUGGUUGCGGCAUCGCGGUCGCCUGGUGCCCAACACCUCUACCGGUGAGAAAGUGCUGAGCGGCCUGUGCAUCUUUUUCGCCGUGGUUGGCACGGUUGGCCUGACUUGUCUCUCCGGGUUCGAUACACUCCGGUACCCGAAGCUGCACGACAUCUUCCUCCUGCUCUUCAUUGCAGGGUAUCUCUUAUCAGCCAUCUUCAUCUGCUGGGAAUUCCAGCGUCUAGGUCAUAAGAACCGUCAGCACCGUGUCCUGCGCAUUUCAUUCUGGAUCAAGGUAAUAUUCAUCAUCAUCGAGCUCGCUCUGGCCAUCGCCUUCGGCGUGAUUAACUUCCGGGGGGACCCCAACACGUCCGCCGUCCUCGAGUGGGUUAUCGCCUUCGUAUUCUCGUUCUACGUCUUCUCCUUCUACAUCGACUUAUACCCUGCUGUCUCUACCCGGAACAACCCGCACCCAAUCGGAGAUCCCGCUCGACAGAUGGAAGAGACCUAUUACGCAACGCAUCCCAGCGUCGCGCCUACACAAAGGCAAACCCAGGACAGCCAGAGGACGUUAACAGACGGCCACAGCCACGGACACGGACACGGAUACGGACACCAAUACAAAGCAAGAACAGACCAAAGAGAUUUCUAAGCGCCUCUGCUUUUUUGUAAUGGUUAUGUGUAACUUUACUUUCGGUAGAACAACAAUGCCGAGUUAGUUUGGGAACGGCACUAGAUCACGAUGAUAAUGAUAUAUACCAGGGAUUAGAAGGACCAAGGACACGGCAUUUACUCGCGGCGUUUGAUGGCCCAGUUGGAGUAAAGUGAUUCCAAUUUUGGAUACAGCAUAGGUUAGACCUGUGGCUAUAAUUCCGUUGUUCGUUCUCUCGGGAGUGAUUGCGGUUUUAAGAACUGUUCGGCAGGUACAGCCGACAUAUUGAGUAUACGACAGCAGACUUUUCACGAUAUAGCAUUAAUCUGUACGACAGAAACAGGCGGCGUGUGUUAAAUGAUACAAAUAUUUUCUGUUACACAAGGUAACAAAUAUGUAAACAUAAUAUUGGAAUCUUUAACAAGCCUCAAAUUUAAUCAAAAAUGACAAACAUCAGUAUUUAGU